Hyposmocoma kahamanoa is the source of this 783-nucleotide messenger RNA. RefSeq lists its product as uncharacterized. Gene Ontology annotation, cellular component: dynactin complex. The transcript is spliced from 4 exons. The record is from RefSeq and is a predicted model, not a curated record. Gene Ontology annotation, biological process: cytoskeleton-dependent cytokinesis. The coding region runs from base 34 to 606 and encodes 190 amino acids. NCBI's taxonomy places the organism in Eukaryota, Metazoa, Arthropoda, Insecta, Lepidoptera, Cosmopterigidae.
UGUAAUUUUUGUUUCGUGUAAAUUACUGCUGAAAUGGAUCCGAUCGCUGUCCUACAAAAUAGGAUUGAGCAACUAGAAGCAAAGUUGGGUUUGGCUCCGAACGCUCCCGAAAACAUUCACCAGCAUCAUGGGGACUCCGCGACCACAAAUUUACUGCACGCAGCGCAGGGCAUCACCAACGCUACUGUGGGACACGAGAAAUUGCCAGAGGCCAUGCACUUGGCCAGUGAAUUGAACAACUACACGGAUCCUAAUUUGGCUGAAAACCUGCAGCAAAACGAGAUGCAUGCGCAAGAGGUAGCAGCAGCCGAGAAUGUGAUACGGCAUCACUGCCACUGCAUGCAUCAGUGUAGACAGGCAGCACCAGUGAUGGACUCACAGCCAAUACAACAGGUUCCCCAGAUGCAAGAGACAGUGAAUAACCUACAAGCAGCUGCAGCUGAAGUAAAAGCUGAUGCAGAUGUAGUUUCUCAAGGUGUUGCUGAACUCGCCGAAACUGUUGGAAAUGCAGCUGCUAACGCCUCAGAGCAGCUAGCGGCUGUAGCUGAGAAAGUCGACCAAGUUGAGGAGAAAAAAUUCCCUAGGAGGAGGAAUGGUCUUGACUAAUGGAGGCUCUCUGACCAAUUCAUGUGUGGUGCUGUUAUUUUGGAUGUUUUGCGAAUGAUUCGUGAUAUUUAUUUAAAAUUAUUUAUAAAUCCCUUAAGAAAUUACAGAUUAAAAAGCAUGGACAUUUUUGUAGUACUUCUUAUUAUUGACAUUUAAGAAAUAUACAGAGCGCUCAAU